UUCUAAAGUAUCCAUGAAGUUGUGGUCAGUGGUGGAUCUCAGGGUCCUGCAAGAUGGACAACGGAAUUGCUUCCCCGAUUGGACUAUUGAUCGCCUGAAGCAAUUGCCAGCCAUUUUUUGCGCAGAUGUGGUUCAAUAGACGGGCUGACGGACUCCAUCCGCCGCGGUCCAGCCGAUCGGAAACACGAUCAAUCGCGAUACCCACCGAACAAGCAUGUCUGACUUUCUCGAAUAACGCAUCCACACACCUCGAAAGAAGGAAGGGCGAAACUUCCAUGGAUCGAUGUGUCGAUCUGCAUCUCAUUGCUUUUUCCCCUCUUUUUUCCUUCUUUGUCGCCUGUCCUCCCUUUUCUUUCUUUUUGAGUUCCAGAUUCCGCCCGGCGACCGUCUCAGUCGGCCCACUCUUCCAACAUCGUCGUCACUUGUCGCACAAUAGAUUCCAUUACUACUAUAGCCUAACCGGCUCGUCGGUGCCCAAUACCCGGGAUCAAAACUACUAGUAUGCCCGGAAGACCAUCCGCGUGAACGGAUCGGAGAGUAAGAAGCCAAUCAAACCAGAACCGUUGAUCCCGACAGUCUGUCACACAAAUCCUC
This is a messenger RNA of Aspergillus neoniger CBS 115656, 594 nucleotides long. RefSeq lists its product as uncharacterized. The transcript has a single exon. Bases 126 to 500 code for a protein of 124 amino acids. Lineage: Eukaryota; Fungi; Ascomycota; Eurotiomycetes; Eurotiales; Aspergillaceae. The record is from RefSeq and is a predicted model, not a curated record.